Salvia miltiorrhiza (redroot sage) is the source of this 1656-nucleotide messenger RNA. RefSeq names its product UDP-glucosyltransferase 29-like. The coding region runs from base 136 to 1485 and encodes 449 amino acids. The record is from RefSeq and is a predicted model, not a curated record. Gene Ontology annotation, molecular function: UDP-glycosyltransferase activity. The transcript has a single exon. NCBI's taxonomy places the organism in Eukaryota, Viridiplantae, Streptophyta, Magnoliopsida, Lamiales, Lamiaceae.
AUUUUCCUCGAUCCACCAAAUUAUUGAAUCACUACAACAAAGUGAUCUUUGAGAGUUUUUUUUUUUUUUUAAGAGUUUUUUUUAUGUCAUAUAAUGAAGCUUCGUUAGAGAGAUCGAGAUAGAGUUGUAGCAACAAUGGAUGCAAAACAAAGUGAUGAUUUGAGGGUUUUGAUGUUCCCAUGGUUGGCUCAUGGCCAUGUUUUCCCCUUUCUUGAACUAGCCAAAGGCCUAGCCAAGAAGCACUUCCACAUUUACUUUUGCUCCACUCCCAUCAACCUCGACUCCAUCAAAAAUCACUUGAACAACAACAACAAUAACAACAACAACGACGCUGAUGAUCAUCGUGUCUCGAUCGAGCUGGUCGAGCUCCAUCUCCCAACCCUACCUGAGCUCCCACCACACUACCACACAACCAAGAACAUCCCACCCCACCUCAUGCCCACCCUCAUGGGGGCCUUCCACGCGUCGGCCCCCGCCUUCUCCGCCAUCAUCGCGAGGCUCAAGCCCGACUUGCUCAUCUACGACGGCUUCCAGCCCUGGGCCGCCAGGGCUGCGGCGGCCCAGGGCAUCCCGCCCGUCCUCUUCGCCACCUCCGGCUCCACCGCUCUCGCGUUCUUCCACCACCUCCACACACACAAGAGUUGGGACACAUUCCCUUUCGAGGAUAUAAGACCGAAAGAGCAUGAGAAGAGGGAUAUGAUUGCGGCAGGUGAAUCCAUCAAAGUUAGCAAUGUUGAUGGAGCCGAUCUCUUCUGCUUUGGGAUCUUCGAACUAUCUUGUGAGAUAGUCUUGAUCAAGACGUAUAGAGGGUUCGAGAGCAAGUACAUGGAUUAUCUCUCUAGGUUAUGUGAGAGAAAGCUCGUCCCAACCGGCCCCUUGAUCUCACAUGGCGAUGAUCAUGAAGAUCAAGAUUUGGAGAUGAUGAAGUGGCUUAAUGAGAGAGAGGAAGGCUCAACUCUUUACAUUUCAUUUGGGAGUGAGAAUUAUUUAUCUAAGGAGCAAAUGGUGGAGAUAGCAAAAGGGUUGGAGCUGAGUGGUGUUAACUUCAUAUGGGUUGCUCGGUCGCCGGCGGGGGACGGCGGCGCCGUCCCGGAAGGAAGAGGGGUGGUGGUGAGGGGGUGGGCGCCGCAGGCGGCGAUCUUGGCACACCGGAGCGUGGGGGGAUUCAUGACGCACUGCGGGUGGAGCUCGGUUUCGGAGAGCGUGUUUUUCGGGGUUCCGGUGGUGGCGGUGCCGCUCAAGGACGAUCAGCCGGUGAAUGCGCGGCUGGCGGUGGAGGCCGGCAUCGGCGUGGAGGUGGCGAGGGGGGAGGAUGGGGGGUUUGAUGGGGAUGGGGUGGCGAGGGCUAUCAAGGAGGUGUUUGUGGAAGGGAGAGAAGGGUUUAAGAGGAGAGUGGAGGAGUUGAGGGAGAAGAUGAAGGUGGAGGAAGAAGGAGCCAUUGAUGAAGUUGUGGAGGAACUUUCUAGGGUUUGUAUGAAGAAGUGAUGCUAAUUUUGUUUUCGUAUAAAUCGUGUCGUAUUCGUAUUCGGAUUGAAUGAUUUUCCUUCAUAAAAUCGUGUUGUAUUUGAAUUUAGUUGUGGAGUUAUAUAUAUGCUUUUGUGACCUCUUAUCAUAUUGUGUUAAGUAAAUCGUGAUGUAUUUAUUUUCCUUCAUAAA